Messenger RNA from Actinia tenebrosa (Australian red waratah sea anemone), 1212 nucleotides. RefSeq names its product galanin receptor type 1-like. NCBI's taxonomy places the organism in Eukaryota, Metazoa, Cnidaria, Anthozoa, Actiniaria, Actiniidae. The record is from RefSeq and is a predicted model, not a curated record.
AUGCAGAACACGACAACGAAUGUCACCGGUAUGCCUAAAGCUACAUACACAACUUUACCAAUAGACCAUCGAGUUAAAUUUGCAAUGGGAAUAAUCUAUUUAGCAGUAAGUAUCUAUGCUGUUUUGGCUAACUUCUUGUUACUGCAUUUCAAGGAGAAACAAGAAUAUGAAAAAAGAAGCAAGCCCAAGAGAGCAUUCAGUAGAAACAUCAACGACAUCUUCAUCCGUAGCCUCGCAUGGUCAGAUAUUUUGUGUGGUGUAAUCACUUUCCCGGUCGUCGUUUUAACAUUUUUUGCCCACGUUUUACGAUACGAUUGGAUUUGUAAAUCCGUCAGAUACGUGAACUUUGUCUUCCCUGUUAUAACGGCAAUGAAUCUUUUCGUUAUCGGUAUGGAGAGAUAUAUUGGCAUAUUUCAUCCCUUCAUUGCGCCAUCUAAACAUAGUGUCAAGCGGUUAGUCAUUGGAACAUGGAUUUUAGGAGUUUUAGUUUCAUUCUUUCCUUCUGAAGUAUUAUUUGGUGCCAACAAACACAAUAUCGGACCUAACAGCUAUACUAUAACAUGUGUGAUAGACACAAACUUGACUCAUAUCCGUGUAAUGGCUAUCUGUUAUGCUUCCAUUCAGUACGUUAUCYCAAGCAUCAUAUUGACUAUCACGAACAUAAAGAUCCUUAAAUUCCUACGAAGACGCCGAAGACAAAUUCAGCAAACGAAGGAACGAGCCAGCAAAACACCUUUCACUGGAACAAAUACUUUCGUAAUGCUGAUCUUUUCUUGCAUCCUUCCUUACUUGAUCUGCGCUUUGAAUGCUGGUUUGAAAGGAAUUUUUCAGCCSAAGUUGAGCUACACUAUGGACUACAUUAUCAGGCACCUUUGCGGGUUUCUUGCCUACUCUAAUUCCGCUGUCAGUCCGACUKUAAUGUUUUACAGUAUGCCUGAUCUGAGGAGAAUGAUAAGGGAGUGUUUCGGGGGCACGUGUCGACGUCCGAAAAUCCCACRAAGGUAUGUCGAUUCAUCAGCCAGUUCAGUSGGAAUUCAAGAGAAAGCUCCGAGUGUUCCAGACUCUAACCAACCUAAAACUUCAUAUAAAAUAAGUCCYAAGACGGAACAAAGAAAACAUUUGACUCCACAUAAUCGCGAUAAUCAGGAAGAAGAAGAAUUAGAAGAUUCAUCAGCCGCUUCAGUUUGGAAUUCAAGCGAAAGCUCCGAAUAA